Messenger RNA from Salvelinus sp. IW2-2015, 1651 nucleotides. It is a transcript of the gene zdhhc16a, whose product is annotated as zinc finger DHHC-type palmitoyltransferase 16a. The record is from RefSeq and is a predicted model, not a curated record. Gene Ontology annotation, cellular component: Golgi apparatus. Gene Ontology annotation, molecular function: palmitoyltransferase activity. Gene Ontology annotation, biological process: protein palmitoylation. NCBI's taxonomy places the organism in Eukaryota, Metazoa, Chordata, Actinopteri, Salmoniformes, Salmonidae.
UAGCGUUUGAGCUAAAAACGAAGCUCGCGCCAGAGUAUCUCUCUCAAGUAUUCGCCUCCGAAUAAUUUAAACCUACUUCGGUAUAAUGGCCAGAGAUAACACCGUUCUCGCGGGUGGCGUGCGAUCCUAAGAAAGAGCAGAAUGCGGCCGUGCCCCACCUUCCUGCUGGUGCUGCUGCGCUGGGUGCGGUUGCGCAUGUGUGCCAGACGGUGGCGCUACAACAAUGGCAACAACAGUAGACUACCGCUGUGUGUGAGACAGAGAUGGGCCUACCUCAAACUGAUGGUUAACUCCCUCUAUUACAACUCCCUCACCAACUCUGAUGUCGUCAUGGACUCACUGAUGGAACCCAUCUUCUGGAUGGUGGACCUACUCACCCGCUGGUUCGGGGCGGUGUUUGUCUGUCUGGUGGUGAUACUGACCAGUUCUAUCCUGCUGAUAGCCUACGUGGGUCUGCUGCCCUUGAUUCUCAACACCUACUCUCCACCCUGGAUAGUCUGGCACAUCGGUUAUGGACACUGGAACCUCAUCAUGAUUGUCUUCCACUACUAUAAAGCCACCAAGACCGCCCCAGGAUACCCCCCUACGGUAAAGAAUGACAUUCCGUUUGUGUCCGUGUGUAAGAAGUGUAUCAUCCCCAAACCAGCCAGGACUCACCACUGUGGCAUCUGCAACACGUGCAUUCUGAAAAUGGAUCAUCAUUGUCCGUGGCUGAAUAACUGUGUUGGCCAUUUUAACCAGCGCUACUUCUUCUGCUUCUGUCUCUCCAUGACCCUGGGCUGUGUCUACUGCAGCAUCAGUGGCCGUAACCUCUUCCUAGAUGCUUAUAGUGCUAUAGAGCGCUUCAAACACAUGGACUUGGAUAAAUCAGGUGUCCCGGUGACAGGGAUGGGGCAACUCAUAGGAAUCUUACCUCCUGGGCAGAGCACCUACCAGACCCCCCCUCCUCCCUACACGUUCAGAGACAAGAUGUUCCACAAGAGUAUCAUCUACAUGUGGGUAUUAACUAGCACGGUGGCUGUAGCUCUGGGGGGGCUGACUAUCUGGCACGCAGUGCUGAUAUCCCGAGGAGAGACCAGCAUAGAGAGACACAUCAACAACAAGGAGGCCGAACGCAUGGCCAAACAUGGCAAGGUGUACAAGAACCCCUUUAACUAUGGCAGACUAAACAACUGGAAAGUCUUCUUUGGUGUGGAGAAAAGAAGUCAUUGGCUGACGCGAGUCCUCCUGCCCUCUGGACAUGCCCCCUAUGGGAACGGCCUGACCUGGGACAUCUAUCCAAUCAGAAAAGACAUGAUCCCCGUCUGAGCCAAAUAGAAAAUAACUGACUUGAGACAUCUACCCAAUGAAGAAAUACCCGAUGGCUGUCUGACCCCUGACCCCACAGGCUCUGUCUACAGAGAAAACUACAUCUCCCUGUGGCCCCUGCUCCCUACAGGUGCUAAAGACCGAUGACCAGGUUCUAUAGACGAGAAGUGGAGUUCUGAGCUGGAGAGUGAAUACUCAGAGGACUACAGGGAUGGCCAGCAGGGAAGAGAUGGGGAAUGUUUGCAGCGCCCAAGUGAAACAAACCUGGUCAUUUCCAUGUAAAAGGACCCAUGAGCACCAACGUAAAGUUCAUAGGAGCAUGUCAAAUUGGGUAUCAAAUGAA